Molecule: messenger RNA, 1905 nt
Organism: Colletotrichum siamense
Lineage: Eukaryota; Fungi; Ascomycota; Sordariomycetes; Glomerellales; Glomerellaceae
Gene: NDC1
Product: Nucleoporin NDC1
Exons: 3
Coding region: 1-1905 (634 amino acids)
Biological process (GO): spindle pole body localization; nuclear pore organization
Cellular component (GO): nuclear pore transmembrane ring; spindle pole body
Molecular function (GO): spindle pole body-nuclear membrane anchor activity
Source: RefSeq, a predicted model, not a curated record
AUGGCACCGGCAACAGUCAGAAGGGCGCCUUACAAGGACUUUCUGCAGCCUGCACUGCAUAGACGGUUUUCUUCCACGGCUACCAUUUUGCUCGCCCUUUCUUACUUCCAGGCCAUCAUUCUGUCCGGCUGGAGCUCUUACUUUUGGACAUGGUUUCCCAUUGGCCCCGCUGGCAUUCGUACCCUCUUCAUCUUCAUCUGUGGACUGGCGAUACUGGUCCUGCGCAUCUCCCAAUACCACGUCGGCGUCCGCGCUGCUAAUUCGACCUUCGACGCGUUUACCAAGUUCUUCUUCAGUCUCCAGACCAUCGAGACAUGGAUGUUCUACAGCUUUUCGAGCACCCUCUUCUCCUACAUAUACCUGUGGGCGCUUCCAGAGACCGCGAAUCUGGGGGUGGUAACAUACUACAGCGGCGACCGUGCGCGAGCGAACGAGAGGACGAUUUUCUUCUUUUGCUAUAUGGGCAUCAGCGCUGCCGUGCAGGCGCUUUUCCACUUUUACCAGGAUGAUGACAAAAUCCUGAUCAACGUCUCGAGGUCGAAGAACGGUGAGGCGAAGAGCUCGGGGGAUAGCUCCGCUACCUUGAAGAAUGUUGUCGGAGAGAUCCCAGCGAUUCUAGCCCAGGCAGGCUCCAGAGCUUUUGCCAAUAUUCUCGUCACAUCCGUUGUCUAUUUCUUCCUCCUGCGAUCAUGGGCCUGGGGAUGGGCGCUAUUCUUCCUGCGUCCCUUCUACAACCUCCCCAAGACGAACAUGCUGCCUCCUAGUCAGCCAGUCGACAUCCACCUGUUCGUUCGCUGCUUUAUUGCAGGCUUCCUCAUUUCCAGUGCAUGGAAGACGGCGAACCAUGCUUUUUCGACUUUCAUGGUUAAAGAGCCGCUGAAGAACGGCAAGCCCCUUACCAGCGAGUCCAAGGAUCCCAAUGGGAGCCUGCUGAAUGGACUCAAGAGCAAAAAGUCGCAAAUCCGGUGUUUUGCUCUGUGGGAACUUGCACACAUUGCCCGAAGCGAUGAUGUCAGACGGAAAGCUAUCUACGAGGAUAUUGAUCGAAAAGACGGUUCCAUGUGGUCGCAAGUUUUUGUGCUCUGCCUUGAGGUGGUAAAGAGCAUUGAAAAGAGAAUUGAUGAGUACGGAAAGCCUCCAGCAGCGCCUGCUCCUCCCGUCGAGCCUGAGCAGGUGCGGGCUCGUUCUUCGGCACCUCUGAAGGAGGAUCCGAUCUUCCAGAGCAAGCCAGCGAACAAGAGCAUGCGCGGCGAAGUGGAAAAGGCCCUUACGUCGGUUGGACGACACCCUGGUCACUCUCCCGUCUCGCAGCUCAGCCCUCUGGCAAAGAAGACGCUUCGGGGUGCGCGGGACAAGGUCUUGAGCAAGGAGCAGCAAGAGGCUCUGUCCUCCCCUCAGUUGAGAACCCAGAUCCAGACUUGGGCACUGACGAUCGUGGGUAACGAGUAUGUGGGCUGGAUCUUCCGCCAAGAGUUCCGCAACCGCCUCACUGCUGUAAUCCUGGGAUCCCCGUACUCGGAGCUGAGCCAGUACAUUAACGCCGUUGAUGUGCUCAGCUUAUUCUUGGUGAACAGCAUCCAGGAGGACAAGUUUGGUAACGUCCACAGAGACGUCGCGUCCGUCAUCCGAAACUUCACCGUCAUCAUCAAUAAGAUUGAGGCGUUCAAGGCCAACUUCCCAGUUCACUGGACGGAUAUCCACGGAAGCAGGGCCACGCCGGAGGUGGAUGGAGUGUUGUCUGCGCUGAAGACGGGCCUUGCGCCGGUUGUGGCAGAGUUUGAGCCUUACGCGAGCGACUUGAGAUUAAGUCGCACGGAUAUCAGACUAGCCAAGGAAGCUUCAACCGAAGCAUCUCCCACCGAGGAGGACAGACCAUUGCUCCCUGAGAUGCAACAGGCCCGGUAG